UGACGUCCCGGCCCAGACUCCAUUAGGCUGCAGCUAGGCAGAAGAGCCUCAAACCGACCAGCUAGUGGAGAGGAGCGGGUUGUGUACCUGGGGCUGCCAGGCGGGGGCUGUUUCGGGCCGCGUUCUCUGGCGGGACCGUAGAAAGGGUAGCAGCAGCUGCUGCUGUCUAACAGCCGCGGGGAGAGGAACAGCUCCCCGUUCCUUACCCCGCCACCUCCCCCAUCCCACCCUACCCCCUCCUCCCCUUCCUCACUCCCCUCCCCCCCCGGCUUCCCACCACGGCCGCUCUCGGCGAGGAAACUCUGGCCUCCGCUUCCUCCUCCUCCGACUCGGACACCGGCGGAGCCUCCCCGCCACCGCGGAAGAAAGCGCGGGCUUCCCCGGCGGCGGCGGCGGAGGGAGCAGGAGAGCCCGGGGCUUCCGCGGGCAGAGCAGGCCUCACCUCGUCUUCAUCCCCCUCGCUCUCCUGCGGGCUUGCCCCCCCGGCUGCCACCCCCCUCAGAGCCAGCGGCAGCGCCAUGCAGGCCAACGGAGCAGGAGGGGGUCAGCAGCAACAGCCGCCGCCGCCGCCGCCUUCGUCGUCGUCGUCACAGGGUCCGGAUCUGGGCUGCCUCAACGCCCAAAACGGCGAGGCCUCGUCGGGAUUGACCACUGGAGAGCAGUUAGCUCACGCCAAUGGGUUGCUGCCGUCGGCCAACAACGGCGACGGCGGUGGCGGCUCGAGUGUCAAUAAUGGGGUCUCGGCCCCCGGCGGCUCCGCGCUUGAGAUGGGGGGAGGCAGCGGUGUCGGCGUCGGCAGCAGUGCCCUGAAGAAGAAGAAGAGACUUUCGCAAUCCGAUGAGGAUGUGAUCCGGCUCAUCGGGCAGCACCUCCACGGUUUGGGCCUCAACCAGACUGUUGAUCUUCUCAUGCAAGAGUCAGGAUGUCGUUUAGAACACCCUUCUGCCACCAAAUUCCGCAAUCAUGUCAUGGAAGGAGAAUGGGAUAAGGCUGAGAACGACCUGAAUGAACUGAAGCCAUUGGUGCACUCUUCUAAUGCAAUUGUGAAGAUGAAGUUUUUGCUGCUGCAACAAAAAUAUCUAGAAUACCUGGAAGAUGGUAAAGUUUUGGAGGCACUUCAAGUUCUGCGUGGUGAGUUGACACCACUGAAGUACAACACUGAGCGCAUUCACAUCCUUAGUGGGUAUCUCAUGUGUAGUCAUCCAGAAGACUUGCGCACUAAAGCAGAAUGGGAAGGAAAAGGAACAACGUCUAGAUCUAAACUUUUGGACAAGCUCCAAACUUACCUACCCCCAUCAGUGAUGCUCCCCCCAAGGCGUCUGCAGAAUCUGCUACGUCAGGCUGUAGAGCUACAACGGGACCGGUGCCUCUAUCACAAUACUAAACUUGAUAAUAAUCUAGAAUCUGUGUCACUACUCAUAGACCAUGUUUGCAAUAGUGAGCACCUAGAAGCCAAGAGGAACAUACGUGGCAAAUUUCAAGUUUGUAGGCUUUACGGUUCUGGAGAUUUCGUGAUUAAUGCGAAACAUUUUCCAUGUUAUACUCAGCAGAUACUUACAGAGCACUGUAAUGAAGUAUGGUUUUGUAAAUUCUCCAAUGAUGGCACUAAACUAGCAACAGGAUCCAAGGAUACAACUGUUAUUAUAUGGCAGGUUGACCCUGAUACACAUCAACUAAAACUGCUCAAGACUUUGGAAGGCCAUGCAUAUGGUGUCUCCUAUAUCGCUUGGAGCCCUGACGACAACUACCUGGUUGCCUGUGGCCCAGAUGACUGCUCUGAGCUUUGGCUCUGGAAUGUACAAACGGGGGAGCUAAGGACAAAGAUGAGUCAAUCCCAUGAGGAUAGCUUAACCAGUGUGGCCUGGAAUCCAGAUGGAAAACGUUUUGUGACAGGAGGGCAGCGUGGGCAAUUUUACCAGUGUGAUUUAGAUGGUAAUCUCCUAGACUCCUGGGAAGGAGUAAGAGUGCAGUGCUUGUGGUGCUUGAGUGAUGGGAAGACUGUACUGGCAUCGGACACACACCAGCGAAUUCGGGGCUAUAACUUUGAGGACCUUACAGACAGAAAUAUAGUACAAGAAGACCAUCCAAUUAUGUCUUUUACUAUUUCGAAAAAUGGUCGGCUAGCUUUGUUAAAUGUCGCAACUCAGGGAGUUCAUUUAUGGGAUUUGCAAGACAGAGUUUUAGUGAGAAAGUACCAAGGUGUUACACAAGGGUUUUACACAAUUCAUUCAUGUUUUGGAGGCCAUAACGAAGACUUCAUCGCUAGUGGCAGUGAAGAUCAUAAAGUAUAUAUUUGGCACAAACGUAGUGAGCUGCCAAUUGCGGAACUGACGGGGCACACACGUACAGUCAACUGCGUGAGCUGGAACCCACAAAUUCCAUCCAUGAUGGCCAGCGCCUCUGAUGAUGGCACUGUUAGAAUAUGGGGACCAUCACCUUUUGUAGACAGCCAGGAUAUUGAAGAGGAAUGCAGUAGCAUGGAUAGUUGAUGGUGAAUUUGGAGCAGACGACUUCUGUUUAACUUAAAUUUAGUCGUAUUUUAAAUGGCUUGGGAUUUGGUGCAAACAAACAUGAUUGAUAGCUGGACAGACAUGCUCAUCAUGAAAAUGAACCAUUUUUUAAGCCCGACUGGGGCCAAACAUUUUACCACCUUGCUUCAUAGUAAACAGUUGAGAUGAAGCACGUCGUUAGAACGUUGUUGGACACCAUGUUGAAGUAACCCCCCAUCGGUUGUGAAGAACUGUGCUACAUUCAGGCUAACCAUUGAACUCCGUAUAUACAUUUUCCCCUUCUGCCAUUUUGUCAGGCAGACUACUGUUCUUGUUGCUCUUCUGUGUAAUGAAGUUUAAAUGCUUGUUUGGAAAACCUUUUAUUUAACAGUUUAGAAAGCUUGAUAGAAAGAGUGCUUUAGUCUGAAGAGUACAUGUUGGAUAGGAAAGUAAUUUCCUUCUCUUGUUUCUCUGAGUCUGCCUUAUUUAGCUCGAGAUCUUUGCAGCUUGGUUCAUGGAUUCUAGCCUUGCCCGUUGCGCAGUAUAUCCAAAUCCAGAUGUAAAACCAGUGAAUGACAUGAAAAGCACUCUCAGUAUCACACUUGACAAAAAGGUUUUGUACUUUUCACGUAGCUUGUAACCCUAUAAAUGGGUGAACAGCACAAAUUUUUUUAAGAAUAAAUUAUUUAUAGCAUUAAAAUGACUUUGAUUUGUAUACUUUGGAAAAUAAACCAGCUUAAAAAGUGUCAUCUACAAGUUAAUGCAGUAUAAUUGGUGCUCCUUCUGAGUGUUGUGUAAGACCAUUUGGCUAGCAGGAGUUUUACACAGAUUAUAUAAAGUAUUAUUUAAAAACAAACCUUUGUUUACCAACAUAAUAAUUUGAAAGCUUUCAGAGUCACCAAUAAAACUAUUACAAUGUAAUUUCUGAAGUUAAUAAAAUGAAAAUUCCAGAUUGGCUAAAACUUGUGCAAUGAUUCUUAUUUGAAACAAAAACUAAAAUGGGAAUGGGAUAAUAUUUUAGGAUCAGUUUCCAAAAUUAGUGGAUUGACUUUGUGAAUUUAAAUAUGUACAUUAUACAAGUGUUCCACAUAAUGUUCACCCGAUAAUUGUUUUCUCAGGGGAUGCUUGUUAAUAGUUUGAUGUUAGGAAUGGGUUGUUGUCUUUAGUUUUUAUAUGCAACCCCCCCCCCCAAUGGCCUGGUAUUUGACCUAUAUAACUGUUUUUAAAUUAAAAGAUGGAAGGACAUAACCUCUGUGUAACAAUGAAAUAAUAACAAUUCAUGUAGAAAAAAAUCAAGCCCAAUCAAGCUAAAAUAAAUCGAAAGCUCUUUAAUUUUGAGGAAAGUCCCAUAUUUGGAAGAAAAUGUACAUUGCUUGAGUUUAAGCAUGGUCUUUAAUACUCAGAUUCUGUGAUAAGCAAUCACAGUCAGUGCACUUCAGUGUAUUUCUUAACUCAGAUUUAGCACGUGCUUAUCUUCAUAGCAUAUGAUUUAAAUCAGUUAUGUCUCACAAAAUUUAUUUUAACUCUACCAAAUUAGGAAAGCUGGUACUCCAAUUACUUAAUGUAAUAACUUAGUUUUUAUAACUCAAAUGACAAAAAAUGUUUUAGAAGACCAGGUUUACAGAAAUCUUUUAAAGUAACAAUGCUUUCCUUUUAUGUUCUCUAAUAGAUUGAACUCUAUAUGUGGCUCAUUUUAUUUCAAUUCAUUUUAUGGAGUAGUGUUUCUUUAUGUUUGCUAUAGUCAAUUCAUAUAUAUAUUCUGUUCAUUUGACAUUAUGUUCUUUUAUUUGAAAUUGCUUAAUAGUUAUUUUUGAGCUUCUGCAAUUCUUAUUUAUUACAGAUACUUGCAGAUACUCCCAUUCAACAUCUUGAAAUGCUUUACAUCUCUAACCAACAUGGUACUGGCACUAAAAUUGCUUAUUAACUCAAAACUAUUUUAGAACAUUAGAGCAAAAAAUCAGGAGUGGCUGAACCUGAAACAAUUUGCAUAAUUUAAUUUCUUCGGGUUAUUCAAAACAAUCUGGUGGUUUGCAAGUAAAAUUUCAUGCAUAGAAUUUAAUGAACAUGUUUGAACCUAUAGUUUACCCUUCUUUGAAAUAUAAUACUAAGGGGAAACUAAAUUAAAAGCACUGAAGUUGAGCACAUUACUUAUGAGUUUACUUCUAAGGAAUUCAAAAAAUACAUAUAAAAGCAUUUCAGAAUGGAAAUGAAUAAGAGUCAUGUUUUGAAAGUGCCACUUCUAAAUGUCACUGCAUAAUGUAAGCUAUGCAGUUCUUAAGUAGCAGCUCUAGAUGUAGAAUUAUCAUUUGUUGCCAGGCUCAACUUCCUAUGACUACAUUGUGAGACUAAUUUGUCCAAUUGUCUCACAGUGUUAACACUGCUAGAACUUUUUGUGGAUGGACAAACAUACCAAUAUUUCUGGCAUGUGGAUUGGAAAGCAUCUGUCACUUUUCAUAUAAACUAAAAACUAAAUUCAUCAUUGUAAAAAGAUAUGGAAGAGGCGUAUCUGCAAUAUUCUUAUUUUCAUACAGUAGAUAUUUCUCAAUCUCAGCUGUAAAUUCUAGAGUAAUCAUUAAUUGUUCAUACAACAGAGAUGAUCUAUGAAAACAUAUUAGCAUUUUGACCAUCUAUUCCAAACUAGGCACACCAACCAUAAAUUAUCUUGCCACAAUGCUUCUCAUCUUUAUCAGGUAAGUCACUUUAAAAAUAGCACAAAAGAGAAAAAAGAAUUUAAUUUUUAUGUAGCCCAUAAAUAGCCUUGUAAAUGUGUAGCUAGCUUUCCUCAAUUUUAAAAUGAGGGGGAACACAAAAAGUUAAUAUGGAGUCACAGGUGGAAAAUUACCCAUUUUUCCCAAUAAUUUCAUUCUGACUUCCAAACUGGUAUUGUUGAAUGACAUUUAAAUAAUGCUAGGUGUUUAGUGCCAUGUUAACUACAAAAAUCUCCCACCCUUUUAAAAUGGCUUAAAAUUAUUUCUCAUACUAAUUUUAUGCUGGCAAUAGAUAUAUUAGGGAAAGGAGAGUUAGUAACCUUUUUAACAGCAGAAGAAUGUCUUAAUUUGUAAUUUGGGGCAGAAAGGGAAAAUAAACCAAUUUUCAGUAAGAUUUGGUGCCCUUUAUCUGUACCCCAAAGCACACAGGUUGCCUCGGAUUGAUGCAUUUCAGAUAAAUUACUAACCAUGUAUCGUUAAUACUCCAUAUAUGUAGAUAUAUAUGUAUCUAUAUAUAUAACUUGCAUUGGCUUGCAUCCAUUUUCAGCUGCCAUACAACAAACCACUUGUAUGACACAUAAUUAUAAUUUUGGAAACAUUUUUGAAUAGGGAGGACUUAACUGAUGUGUGCAGUGUUGUCUGCAAUAGCUGCUCUUGUUGCUGGAACACAAACUAGAAACCUGUUUGCUACUUGCUGACUUCAUGUAGAAGAAUUCAGCAAAGUGUGUAUGGUAUGAAUGUGUGUGUAAAACAGAAUCAGUCAUGGAACCAACUAGGUACAUGUCAUGUUUUACUGAAUAAUUUUAAGUCAUGUUGUGUGUAUUUGUCUUGUCCUCUAACAUUAAAAUUUGGUUAAUACAAAUAUAUUUUUAUAAAUUUGAAGUACAGUGUGCCCCAUUUUUUAAGUGUUUCAUUGUUAAAAAAUAAGUGUACUAGAUUUGAUUCUUAACACUUACUGGCACAGAUGGAAAAAGCUAUUGGCUCCAAAAAUGUAAGAGGAAGAAACAUUCUCAAAGUGUGUGUGUAUUUACAAACCAAGCUGUAGAGAUCAAGAAAAGAACUUUUACUGUUCUCAAAUUUCUAAAUUGUCAAGAUUUAUAUGGAGUUGUGGUGGAACUAGUUAACACUUAGAGCUUUUGGUAUGUAAUGACUAUUUGCUAUGGACUGAUAUUAAAUGUUUCAAAGGAUUGCGUUAUUAAA
Molecule: messenger RNA, 6397 nt
Organism: Pantherophis guttatus
Lineage: Eukaryota; Metazoa; Chordata; Lepidosauria; Squamata; Colubridae
Gene: WDR26
Product: WD repeat domain 26
Biological process (GO): proteasome-mediated ubiquitin-dependent protein catabolic process
Cellular component (GO): GID complex
Molecular function (GO): protein binding
Source: RefSeq, a predicted model, not a curated record